This is a messenger RNA of Vitis vinifera (wine grape), 1063 nucleotides long. Its product is annotated as zinc-finger homeodomain protein 4. Bases 1 to 732 code for a protein of 243 amino acids. Lineage: Eukaryota; Viridiplantae; Streptophyta; Magnoliopsida; Vitales; Vitaceae. Gene Ontology annotation, molecular function: DNA-binding transcription factor activity; transcription cis-regulatory region binding. The record is from RefSeq and is a predicted model, not a curated record. The transcript has a single exon. Gene Ontology annotation, biological process: regulation of DNA-templated transcription; regulation of developmental process. Gene Ontology annotation, cellular component: nucleus.
AUGGCAAGAGUUAGAGUGAAGCCUAACAAUGGUGCUGGUGAACUAGGGGGUGAAGGGGUCCGUCCCCAAAUCAACCAUGAGUCUGUAGUUGAGAUUGUGAGAUAUAAAGAGUGCAUGCAUAACCAUGCAGCCUCUAUUGGUUACUAUACCAUAGAUGGAUGUGGUGAGUUUUUGAAAGGUGGGGAGGAUGGAAGUCCAAAAGCUCUUCUUUGUGCCGCUUGUAAAUGUCACCGGAGCUUCCAUCGGAAGGAGGUCCUUUUCCAUGAUGACAACACCAAAGUUUGGUACCUCCAUCGCCCUGUGACAAUUGCUGCUGCUCCAAAUCCACUGCCACGUAAUAUUUUGCUAUACAAUUUGAAGGCCCCACCACUGAGUCAACAACAGAAUGGGGUAUGGUCUGAGAAACUUAGAGGAGGAGAAACCGAGGUGGAAAUGAAACGAAGGAAGAAGCCAAGAACAAAGCUGACAAAGGAACAGAAGGAAAGAAUGACUGCUUUUGCAGAAAGGGUAGGUUGGAAAUCACACAGGCAUAAUGACCAAGAAAUUCGCAAGUUCUGCUCUGAUAUUGGGAUUAGUCGCAGAGUGUUCAAAGUUUGGUUAAACAAUAAUAGAUAUGGGAAGGAAGCUACUCUACCACCCUUAUCAUCUGCAUCGCCACCACCACAACCACCAUCAUCACCACCUCCGCCAAUGUCGCCACUUCUCCCACCUUCUGCUCAAGCUAGCAUAUGACUACAUGUUAAAUCUAUGCUUAGGAAAAAGACUUGUCAAUUUUAACAUCAGUCUUUUAUUUCAAAUGUUUUGUUUUUCUUUGUUCUGUUUUGAACUGAACCAUGAUAACCAUGACAACCAUUUAUGGCUGUUUUUGGCUGUUGUGAUUUUCAGCUUGUAUUUAUUUCAAGUCUCUUAUCGUGAAUUCCUAGGUGGAGUAUGCAUGUCUACCUUUGUUUGUUGGUGUUAAAAGUUGUCAUUUAAUUUGUUUUGCUAAAUUUUUAGGGCAAUUAAGUGAAUUUUAAGAUGGGUGUGGAUAAUUUUAAGCUUAAAUAUAUUGAAUUUUGGUAAA